CUAAUUUAUUAACCACAAACCGUAAGAAAACUCCAUUUACGUUGAACAGAUGGGCCUAAGCUCUGUAUCGGCCCAUAUAAACUUCUCCAAGUAACAGAAACGCCGACUGUCUCGGAAACCGUCACGUGUCAUCCACGUGACGAAUCCUCACUCUCUUUCGCUUCCUUGGCUCGAACGGAUACUCAGAAGACACAUCGUCUCGCUUACGCAUUCUAUCGAACCGUUUCCGCGCACAAAAAAAAAGAAGCUACGAGACUAUGGGACUUUCGCAUGCUCAUCGACUGAAUACAUCUUCUUCUUCUUCUCGCUGAUAGCCGAUGAGGAAUGUCGUCGUCGUCAUUGCUUUCCGCCAUCACCGCCGCGUCUCGCCGCUCAAGAGAAUUAUAACUUCACGUGGUGACAAACGUAUUGGCUUUAACCAUGGGGGCUGCUUAUGGAGAGGGAGGGAUGAUGCGAAUAUAUCAUGGAUUUCACCAUUUUACUUGCAACACAGAACGUAUUCGAGGGAGUUCACGAGUGUUCACGGUGGAAGACCGACGGCGGAGUAUGCAAAGUUGAGGAGAGAAUCUCUUGAAAGUGAAUUUGGAGAAGCUCUUGGAACGUAUAGCACGAAAAGUUUCUCUGCAGCGUAUCGUUUUGGGCCCUUUUUGGCGUUAUAUAGAGCUGCAAUUAUUUCGUUUCAUGUGGUGAAGCUUGCAUUUUGGCAGCUCUUUGUAAGGGAUAUGAGGAAACGUGCUGUCAAGUUUCGUGAGACUCUUAUCAGCUUGGGGCCUUUCUACAUUAAGCUUGGACAGGCGCUGAGCACGAGACCAGACAUAUUACCCUCUAUUUAUUGUCAGGAGCUUUCAAAAUUGCAGGAUCAAAUUCCUCCAUUUCCAACUAGUGUUGCCAUGCGAUGUAUUGAAGAGCAACUGGGUGCUCCGGUGUCGAAACUUUUUGCAGAUAUCAGUCCUAAGCCUGUUGCUGCUGCAUCUCUGGGCCAGGUAUACAAAGGUCAUCUGCAUUCUGGACAGUUGGUAGCUAUUAAGGUUCAAAGACCUGGAAUGUCAAUAUUGCUAACACGUGAUGCCCUCUUAUUCCAUAUGAUCGGGGGACAACUCAAACGAUUUGCCAAAGCCCGUAAGGAUCUUUUGGUAGCAGUGAAUGAGAUGGUCAGGCAUAUGUUUGAAGAAAUAGAUUACGUUCGAGAGGCAAAAAAUGCAGAACGAUUUGCUUCUUUAUAUUCUUUUGAUUCAGGGAAUGAUCAGAUUGGUGAUAACGCUGGAGCUAGGAAUAUGUCCAGGAACCAUAGAGCAGAGAACAUUAAAGUUCCUAAAAUACACUGGAAUUUUACGCGAACCGCGGUUCUCACAAUGGAAUGGGUUGAUGGCAUAAAACUAACAGAUGAAAUUACGCUGAAAAGGGCUUCUCUUGAUAGAAGGGACUUGAUUGAUCAGGGCCUCUCCUGUUCGUUAAAGCAGCUGCUUGAGGUUGGAUUCUUUCAUGCUGAUCCGCACCCAGGAAAUCUUGUGGCUACUAAAGAAGGGUCUCUUGUUUAUUUCGACUUCGGGAUGAUGGGGAAUAUCCCACGCCAUUACCGUGUGGGACUUAUUCAAAUUCUGGUGCAUUUUGUCAACCGUGACUCUCUAAGUUUGGCGAAUGAUUUCCUUUCCUUGGGAUUUUUACCUGAAGGGGUCGAUAUACAAGCAGUUUCAAAUGCUUUGCGUUCCUCCUUUGGUUCUAGUACUAGAAUUUCACAAGAUUUCCAGGGGGUGAUGGAACAAUUAUAUGAUGUUAUGUACGAGUUCAAUUUUUCGCUGCCUCCAGAUUAUGCUCUGGUGAUAAGAUCCCUUGGUUCGCUAGAAGGCACUGCAAAGAUUCUUGAUCCAGAAUUUAAAGUGAUCGAGAGCGCGUAUCCAUUUGUUAUUGGGAGGCUAUUAGCAGAUCCAAGCCCAGACAUGAGGAAAAUACUAAGGGAACUUGUCAUUUGUAACGAUGGAUCAAUAAGGUGGAAUCGCCUUGAACGCCUAGUAGCAGCAAUAUCCGAACAGGCCUCUGCAACUUCCGGAGAGUCUCCAGAAGACAAAACACUGAAGAAAUCAUCAGAACUUAAAUCAUUCGACGUGAAUUCAGUAGUGUCCGCGACAGAGGAUCUGUUAUUGUUCAUAUUAUCAGAGAAAGGGCAGAGAGUUAGGGUCUUCCUUCUUCAGGACAUAAUCAGAGUGGUUGAUAUAUUCCUGGAAGAAGAGGCUCUUUAUUCCAACUUGAAGAAGAAGCAGACCAUCAAUCUCAGGGAAGAAGGGACAAUGAAAAGAGUGAGAAAUGGAUUCAAAGGUCUGAGCGAAGCCGUGAAGCUAGCACCUGGAAUGUGGACAGCAAUGCUUCUACGGAUGUCAAGGAAACCUGAGGUUCAUAGUUAUGCUUUAGAUAUUGUUUAUGCAUUGUCUUCACAUUUUGGACACAAAGUGCCACACACUUUUUGGAUCCUUUUAUCCAAACUGCUCCAUCGCAAUAAGUAGCCAAUAAAUUAUUUUAUACGUUC
This is a messenger RNA of Brassica napus (rape), 2521 nucleotides long. RefSeq lists its product as uncharacterized. The record is from RefSeq and is a predicted model, not a curated record. NCBI's taxonomy places the organism in Eukaryota, Viridiplantae, Streptophyta, Magnoliopsida, Brassicales, Brassicaceae. The coding region runs from base 318 to 2498 and encodes 726 amino acids. The transcript has 14 exons.